GGAACAACAAUUACCCUCAAUUUCUUGCUUUGGUUUCCGUCUCAUCCGGAGAAGAGCACAAGCGAUGGCAACAAUUGCCAUGGAAGCAAUGGUUGAAAACAAGAAUAAUGACAGUUGGAGUAGCAAUGCUUUUGUUGUCUGCAUAAACAGAAAUGUUUAUUUGAAUUUACAAUUGCAUUUGGAGGAGGAAUGCCAGGUGGAGUCCGUGGAGAUGAAAGAUAUUCAUAGAAGGGAAACAAAUCCAAGCAGAAAAAACAAUUGGGCUGUGUCGUUGCCUAAAAGGUUUAGCACCAACGAGGCUAAUGUUUCUCGGUUGCAAACCUUGUACAGCCUGGUUCAGUGCACGCCGGACCUUUCAAGUCCGGAUUGCAAUAGGUAUGCUGUUUACCCGUUCUAUAAUCUGACUGCAGUUGCAAUUGCGGCGCCACCACCACAGGUGGUUACUUCUUCUGGUUCAGUGAUCAUUCCCAAAGUUGGUGUCACUAUCUUGUUUUUCAUUGUGGGGUAUUGUUUGCUAACAAGGAGAACAAGGAAGAAGAACAACCCAGGGCAAGGAGAUAAUGUUGGGACCGAUAUAACCACUAUAAAGUCACUGCAAUAUGAUCUCAACACGAUUGAAGUGGCAACAAACAAGUUUGCAGAUAGUAAAAAACUAGGUGAAGGUGGAUUUGGUGUGGUAUACAAGGGUAGUUUUCUGAAUGGAAAAGACAUAGCUGUGAAGAGGCUAUCAAAAAGCUCUGGACAAAGUGCAGAAGAAUUCAAGAAUGAAGUUCUAGACUUCUAUGGUUACAUAUCUCCAGAGUUUGCAAUGCAUGGAAGGUUCUCUGAGAAAUCAGAUGUGUUUAGCUUUGGUGUAUUGAUGCUAGAAAUUGUAUGUGGUAAAAUGAACACAGGCUUCUGCAACUCAAAUCAUUCUGAAAACCUUUUAACCCAUGCAUGGAAGCAUUGGAAAGGUGGGACAAUUGGGUUGCUUUGUGUUCAAGAAAACCCAACUGGAAGACCAACCAUGACAAGAGUAGUUACCAUGCUUAGCAGUUCAUCUGUUACUCUUCCUGUGCCUCAAAAGAAUCCAUUCUUCUUUGGCAGUAUCACAGGACUAAGUAGUGGUAGUGUGGAGCUGGAGUGGGAUAGGAAUAUGGACAAAUCAACCUCUUGCUCAGUGGACGAUGCAUCCAUUACUAGACUAUACCCUCGUUAGUAAUGGGGCAAUGGUGUCAAAGCUGCAAAACUUUGGCAGCAAAGGCAAUUGAAAAUGAGAUGCAAAUGAGGGCUGCACUUAUGAGAGCAAGGGACAGCCAAAUGACAGCAGAAAAAGGACAGAACUAAUGGCAGCGGUAUUGUUGCGGGUCGGCUGCCAUACAUAGUUGCAAUUGUGUUAGAUUUAGUCAAUGUUUUAGGGAGCAAAAGGCAUAAUGUUAAGUAGAAAAUAUUGUUUUUGUAUUUUAUGAUCUCUGUUUAUGACAGAGGAUGAAUGAAAUAUUGGAGCUUCA
Molecule: messenger RNA, 1490 nt
Organism: Rubroshorea leprosula
Lineage: Eukaryota; Viridiplantae; Streptophyta; Magnoliopsida; Malvales; Dipterocarpaceae
Source: the annotation of a GenBank genome assembly